CCGUGGACUCUUGUCACGCGUGUCUUUAUGUCAUGAGGCUGAUUCACAGGAAGUGUCUGUGCCUUUGGCUGCAGACUUAUGGGAUUUACUCGUCGCUGAAAUGUCAGGUGUUGUUACUUCAUUUCACCACCAACGUCUGUCUGCACGAAUGGGUCCAGCAACACUCGCCUACCCUUAACAGACUGCGUUAGAGUGAACAUCAAAGUCAUAUCCCAGAGCCAAAGUGAUGCAGAUGCCAGCUCUAGUCUUCAUAUACCGCAAACGUCGAUGCCUCUCUUCAAGAUGGAUCCGAAACAGCAAACCAGAGGCCUACCCACUCCCACACUGCACUUUCAGCAUGUUUCCCAAAGACCUGCUUCCUUUUCUUCCUCCUCUGCAUCCUCAGGCCCUGCAGAGCUACUGAGGGCUACAACUUUAAAGAACCACCUGCUACAGCAGAAGAUUAGCAGAAGCCCUCGUCGAAGCCCUCGUAGAAGCCCGGCAUCGACAGAGCGACCUGAUGGAACGUUUUCGGCAUACAGCAGCCCUCGAAUACCAAAGAGAGAAAUCCCGUGCUCUAAAGACACACUUGACCUCCACACUAGUACACUCACCCAGAAGGCGAUGCAAGACCUACAGUUAAUACGCAACGCCAACAAGAAUUUCACUUUUGGGAAGUAUCGUCUCAGCAGUGUGGACGACGCAAAUGAGAACGGUGACUUUUACCGGCUUUCGGCUGAUGUCCUGCAAGGCCAGGGACGAGGACCACGCCUCCUCACUGAAGGAGCAAACGGGAAUGAGAUAUCAGGAGUGGCUCCAUGUGGUUUGGGGUACAUCCACAAGGACACAUCCAACCUGGAUGUUGGAACCACUGAACGAGAGGUGUCAAGUGACAAAUCAAAGUCUUCUCAUCAGAACUUCAACAUGCCACGCAGAAGAAGUGAGCCGGGGAAAGUCCACAUGGCCGCUGUUGCUCCCUUCAGGUUCAGUAGGUUUCAGGUCCAUGAGGACAUAGGCGGCUUUCCGGAUGAUCUGAGUGACUGCUCCUCUGACUCCAUGGAGAUCUGCUGUGAUGAUCUCGACCCUGACUCUCAAAGGAAACGGACCGUACAGAAUGUCCUUGACCUCCGCCAGAAUUUGGAGGAUACCAUGUCAAGUCUACGGGGUUCCCAGCUCAGUCAUAGCUGUCUGGAAAGCAGUAAUGUGGGCUAUGACAGUGACGAGACCAACGCUCGUAGCAUAUCCAGCAUGUCCAACCGCUCUUCACCUCUCUCCUGGCGCCACGGCCAAUCCAGCCCCCGUCUUCAGGCAGGUGACGCUCCUUCAGCCACAGGAGGAUACCAGGGGAGUAAGACCGGCUCCCAGUACACCUCCCAUACGAUGCCAUCUCGCUCCAGCCGCCUCAGCAACACAUCUCGCAUUGAGCUUAUCGAAGGCUUGGACGUGGAUGCCAUUGACCUCAAGUCUGGUUACCUAAGUGACAGUGACCUAUUAGGAAAGAGGCUGCCGGAUGACGAUGACGACAACCUGGCAAACGGUUGGGAUGAGAGCAGCUCCAUCAGCAGUGGCCUCAGCGACGGUGAUGGCGAUGGCUCGGACAACCUCAGUUCAGAAGAGUUCAAUGUCAGCUCCUCGCUGAACUCCCUGCCAAACACACCGCUGGGUUCCAGGCGCAACUCCUCUGCCAUGCUCCGCACUGAUGCAGAGAAGCGCUCCCUGGUGGAAAGCGGACUGUCCUGGUAUAGCGAGGAUGGCAAAGCCAACGCCAAGCUCAGCAGCAGCAGCUAUGACACUGGGAGUCUCAAGACAGAAGUCCCAAGCAAAUGGAGAAAGAAACCGCCGAGCCUCAGCGAAGAGCCGGGGAGUAAAUGUGAAAUGAAGAAGCCUCAAGGUUUUGGACAACCUGGGAGCUUCAAGAAGAGUCGUAAUCCUCCUGUGGGCGUGACCUCUCCCAUCACCCAUACAUCUCAGAGCAUGCUCAAAGUCGCAACACCUAAAAAUGAGAAACCACUGGACAAAUCCAAGAUGUCCCUUAAAGCUGCAGGUCUACAACGGUCUCGUUCUGACGCUGGCAGGGAUCAUCAUGGAGAGCACCGCAAGCCUCCAUCAGGUUUAAUAAAACCCACUGCUGGAGCCUCCUUUGGGUACAAAAAACCCCCCAUGGCCACUGGUACAGCCACUGUUAUGACAGCAGGGGGCGCCACCAUCUCCAGUGGCUCUGCUACUGUGGGGAAAACACCCAGGUCAUCUGGCAUUCCUGCAAAGCCUGUGGGAGGAGGAACACCUUCAGGUCGAAAAAACAGUUUUGAUGCGAGCAGUGAGCAGAGCUUCCUGGGGCCAAACGCCAGGAACAGCAUUCAAUACCGCAGCCUGCCUCGACCGGCCAAGUCAAGCACGCUCAGUGUGAUCGGUCGCCCUGCAGCUCGGCCCAUUAGCAGUACCAUUGACCCCAGUCUAUUGAGCCUGAAACCUGUGCCCAUGGCCUCUGCAGGCCCCAGGAUGAAAGAGCUUAGUAGCUGCAGCAGUAAAAUGGCUGCUCGGACCAGUAUAGGCCCGGUGAAUCAGACCGACCGAGAGAAGGAAAAGGAGAGAGCCAAGGCUAAGGCUGUGGGAGCUGACAUGGACUGUUGCUCUCUGAAAAGAGAGGACACUCAGUCAGAGUCUGCGGGAGAAUCUACCAUGAAACUGCAUGGACUGAGACGGACGGGCAGUAGCAAAUACCCUGAACUGUCAUCACCCACCACACCAAGGAUGCUCAACACUAAGUCUCUGGGUCGUCCACCCAGCCUGGCUUACCUGGACAAGGUGAACUCCAACAGUCUUGACUCCUGCGUGACCAUCCAUGACCUUCCACCCAAAGUCCCCUCGUACGCCAAACUUCAGGACUUGGCUGGCUCCCACACAGCUACCCGCCUCACUCCCAGCCCAGCUCCUGUCCUCCACAUCGAUUCCUGUUCCUACACCAGUGACAGCCUGAGCCUGAGCACAUCGCCACUGCUCUACCCCAAGCUGUCUGGCAUGCACCGCAGCCUGGAGUCCCUGCCACUGCAGAUGAGCGUCCCUGCCAGUGCAAGGUUUGUCUCAGCUGAGACACGUGACAAGGAGGAGAGAGCUACUGGAACCUGGGGGGGCGGGAGCAGAACAUCCCUCAACCUCUCGGAGAGCUUGCAAACAGACCGGAAUACCUUGCCAAAGAAAGGUUUAGAACGCUAUGGCUCAAGCCUCUCAGAGAGUGAAGGAAGCAAACCGGGCAGGCGCCACUCCCACAACAUAGUCAGCAUGACAGAGAGUGAAAGCCCCCCUCAGCUGCCUUCUCCCUCUCGCCAACUCUACUCGUCCUCUGGCAAGGCUCCUCUCACCAACGUGGUUGCCCCCAUUUCCAUUGGCACUCCAAGGAUAUCGCGUUCUAACAGCAUAGGCCCCCCCAGUGACUCAGCCUGUGAGCUCUAUGGAUCCUCCCCCAUGGGCAGCAGUAUGUUGGUCCCUGACCGGCCAAAAAGCAUGAUGCGGUCAGGAUCUUUCCGUGAACCCGGGGAAGAUGUACAUGGCUCCGUACUCUCUUUGGCAUCUAAUGCGUCAUCAAACUAUUCCUCGAAUGAGGAGAGGAUACAAGGGGAGCAAAUCCGCAAGUUGAGGCGCGAGCUGGAAGUCUCCCAGGAGAAGGUCGCCAACUUGACCAUGCAACUUUCUGCUAAUCAGCUAGGCCAGGCUAAUCUGGUAGCGGCGUUCGAACAGAGCCUGGCACUGAUGACUGCGCGCCUGCAGACGCUGUCCGUCUCCUCGGAUCAAAAGGACUCUGAGCUCACUGACCUGAAGGAUACCAUCGAUAUUCUCAAGGCCAAAAAUACAGAGGCCCAGGAAAUCAUCCAGGGGGCUCUCAACAACCCAGACAUCACACCCAAAGAGCUACAGAUCAAUCGGCAGAACUCUUCGGAAAGCAUCUCCAGCCUCACCAGCACCACCAGUCACUCCAGUAUGGGAAGCCUCAAAGAGCAGGAGGCCAAGAAGAAGAAGAAGAAGAGCUGGUUGCGCAGCUCCUUCAACAAGGCCUUCAGUAAGAAAGGGCCCAAGUCAGGGCCGUAUGCUGACAUUGAGGAGAUCGCUACCCCAGAAUCCUCUGCUCCUUCCUCUCCCAAAGUCUACCACACUAGUGAUAAUGCAACAACAGUUAAAUCCUCCACCUCUCCAUCAUCACCAGGACUGUGUGAAGGAGGUGAGGAGAUGGAUGAAAAUGUUGUAACCGAGCUGAAAUCAGAGCUGUGGGAGAAGGAGAGGAAACUGACCGACAUCCGCCUGGAAGCUUUAAGCUCUGCUCAUCAACUGGAGCAGCUGCAGGAGGCCAUGAACAGCAUGCAGGUACGUAAGAGGACAGUGGAGAACCUGAAGGCUGAGAAUGACCACCUGAAGACGGGUAGUGUGUCCCCCUGUCCAUCUCCUGGACCCUCCAGCUCCGUCUCCCAGUCCUCAGGUCUCACUGCACUGGGAGGUGUGUCACCACGACAGUCAAUAGCCAUGCACGUGCCAAAAAGCUACAGCAGAGGGCCGAGUGAUGGGAGCAGCUCAGAUGUCCACUCCACAGAUUCUCUCAGCCUUUCCUUGCAGAGAGAUGAUCACCGUGUCAGGGUGGUGGUUUGUGUUGCAGACCUGCGUGUCUUCAAAGAAGAGGUCAAACAGCAGGAUUUCUUUGUGGGCACUGUCCGAGUGAAUGGCAGGAUGGACUGGACCAUGUUGGAUUCUGCCGUCAGCCAGGCGUUCAAAGUGUACAUAACCAAAGUUGACCCUACCUCCAGCCUGGGUCUAUCUACUGACUCCAUUUACAGUUACAGCAUGGGCCACAUAAAGAGAGUGCUGGGAGGAGAAGCUCCUGAGCCUCAGCCAUCGCGGUGCAUGUCCCGAGGCCCCAGCAGCAUCACGGUGUCUCUAAAAGGUUUAAAGGAGAAGUGUGUGGACAGUCUGGUAUUUGAAACCCUCAUUCCCAAACCCAUGAUGCAACACUAUAUCAGUCUGCUGCUCAAACACCGCCGCCUCGUCCUGUCUGGUCCCAGUGGGACGGGGAAGACCUACCUCGUCUCCCGGCUGGCUGAGUACCUGGUAGAUCGCAGUGCACGUGAAGUCACCGACGGCAUUGUGGCCACUUUCAACAUGCACCGCCAGUCAUGCAAGGAGCUACAGCUUUAUCUUUCCAACUUGGCCAAUCAAAUCGAUCGAGAAACCAGCACGUCAGAAAUACCACUGAUAGUCAUCCUGGACGAUAUUCACGAUCCUGCCUCCCUCAGUGAACUUGUCAAUGGUGCUCUAACCUGCAAAUAUCACAAAUGCCCUUACAUUAUUGGAACAAGCAAUCAGCCAGUGAAGAUGAGUGCGAACCAUGGACUGCAUCUCAGCUUUAGGAUGGUGACCUUCUCCAACAACGUGGAGCCAGCCAACGGUUUCCUGGUGCGGUAUUUGCACAGGAAGAUGAUGGAGUCCGAGAACGAGAGGAGUCUGAUGAACAAUGACCUGAUCAAGGUGUUGGACUGGGUGCCCAAGCUCUGGUAUCACCUUCACACCUUCCUGGAGAAACAAAGCACGUCAGACUUCCUCAUCGGCCCAUGCUUCUUCCUGUCAUGUCCAGUCACAGUGGAUGAGUUCCGUUCAUGGUUCAUUGAUCUCUGGAACCACUCCAUUAUUCCAUAUCUGCAAGAGGGGGCCAAGGAUGGAAUCAAGGUCCAUGGCCAGAAGGCAGUAUGGGAGGAUCCAGUCGAGUGGGUUAGGGACACUCUCCCAUGGCCGUCCGCGCAGCAGGACCAGGCAAAGCUAUUCCACCUUCCUCCCCCCAGCAUCAGUUCCAGCAGUCCUGGUCAGCCCUGUGAGGACAGGCCUCACAAGGAGACCCCACCCAGCUCCAUGGAAUCUGAUCCACUGAUGGCAAUGCUUCUGAAACUCCAAGAGGCUGCCAAUUACAUUGAAUCCCCAGAAAAAGAAGAGCCUAGCCUGCCUAAAUUCUGAACACAAAUCUCACCCUUCAAAACUUAGCACUUCAGAUUUUAUUUUUCGUCCUUUGUACUGAUGCAGUGAACAUUCAGGAACCAAAAGAAAAAAAUGCUCAGAAAUGGUUGUAGUGUAGAACGCUAAGAGUGUAAAAUGGGUUGUUAUUGCAAAUCACCUUCAUGUUGUGCAGUAUUUCCCUCCGUACGUCUUGAACGGAGAUCUGUAACUUCUGUCAAUUUCUCAUGUGAUCUGGUCCUUUACCACCACGUUAGUCUUCUUAGAUCGGUGCUAAUAGAUCACUAUGAAGCUCAUCGUCUUAGCACUAGCGACGGCAUGCACUAUCAACAUCCUGUACUGUGCUCAAGUGCAUUAUGGGAUACGGUGUUUCUGACAGCAUGCGAGAAGCGAGGGUUUAUUGUAAAGUUCUGUGGUCCAUAUCGACUGCCUAAGGUCGGGGGCCACACUGGCUGUGUGAGCACAUCUGCGUUGCUUUUAGGUGCACGUCAUAUACGUGAGUGAGCUGCACUGCCUUCUUGAGACAAGAGCUGUCUAUUUGUGUAGUACACAACAAAAUAGACGGCGACAAUGAUCUUUUAACACAAUUUUAAUGUCUCUAUGUGUCAAAUAUGUGACAAACCACAACAUGAUUGUGAAAUAUUCGCAGGACUGGUAGAUUGACACUUCAUACCGUAGAGUCCUGGCUUAAAGGAAUAUUAAAAAUGAUAUUAUUCCUGGCUGUUUCUUUGUAAAAGAAAAACAGAGCAGCCGGAUGCAGCAAUGCAGACGUCAUGCACUGCAACACUCACCCAGUGCGGCCCGGGUAUACAAGUCUAUGGAGGCUCAAAUCUCACACUUAAUAUAUGCAAUCCUUAACUUUACAUCCUGAGCAGGUGGAAUUAAUUAAAAUGCCUUAAGAUUGAAAGACGUCAAAAUUUACACACAACUUCAGCAGAGAAACCUGGUGCUUUCAUCGACAUCAUCCCAGCUAAGGCGACCAGAAAUCAGCCAUUUACUCUGAACUAUGUGAAAUAUUCUAAUUCAUCCACGUUAUCUUGCAGGAGGAAACGUACAACAACCAAGCACCGGCCCACAGUGCCCUUUGUAACACUGUUACAACACAUAAUCUUAAAUAAGUUGGACAACUACACUUACUGUCCUACUCUUUAUUUGUGAUGCGACUUCAUCAGUUUGCCGUAUCUUUUUCCUCCACUUGAGCACUUAAUUUAGUUACUUUCUUAACUACUUGAAGUAGUCUCGCCAAUGUUGCCAUUAAUAUCAGGUAUUAGAUACUUAUUACACAGGGAUAAUACUGUAUAGCAUAACGAGCGCCCCUCUGGUUACAUUGCAAAUGCUAUAUGAAUCUAAUUCAGAUUUCUUUGUCUAUAGAAAGUUCUUCUUCAGAGUAGUUCUAUAUUGUGUACAUUCAGUCAGGCUACAUCAGUUGUUAUUAGUUGGUGCAAAUAUCUAAUAUACUGAACCAAAUACUGUACUUUAUUCAUGCAUAUCGAUUGUCAACUAAAGGAUUUACGCAAAACUAUAGACUGUGUAGGAACAGUGUUAAUUAUAGCAGGUGCUUUCAAAGGAAGCCUUAUCACAACACUCCAUGGCAAAAACACUUCUCAGUGGUUUCAUUUAUUUUAGACGUUAAAAAGAGAUAAAUAUCUUUCAUCUCUCACUGUUAAGAUCAUCAUUUAGGUACUAAAUGUAUGGUGGUGCUCUUUAGAAAUGUCCCAAACAGUUUUGAUGUUCAGUAGACAUUACAUAGAUGUUCGGGGUAGGUUAGCAACGAGUUUCCGUGUUAAACACUAAAGAAAAUGUGGAAGAUGGAUUUCUGGAUUUUUUUUUUUUUUGUCCUUGGACUUGCUGUUGACAAACUGUGACAGAAGGUAUUAAGACGCAGUGAAACCAUGUGAUGCAUUGUGCGGUGCGUUUGCUCAUGUUGAUGUCGUCCAUUAUUCCUAUUUAAGAACAUGCUGUGUGAGUGCACAGCACGCAACAAAAAAACAAAAAACGAAACUACAAGGCGUACUAGAGUGAUGGAAGAGUAUUGAAACAAUUGUUUUCUUUCCAGUACUUUGUGAUUAUUUUUGUAAAUAAUUUCUGACGGAGUAAACGACGGUGAUGGUUGUGCAGGUGGUGUGUGUCAAGACUGUUUCUCCACGUGUUCAUAAAUCCUGUAAAUGAAUGAAUGUCGCACCACUUUUUAUGACAGCUCGAAAAGAAAGUUUUUAAAUUUGCUGCUUCGUUAUUACAAUGUUUAAAUAAGGCUGAGAACAAAGCUUAUCCAAUCUCAACAGUUAAGUUGAAUGAAUGAAUGAAUGAAUGAAUGAAUGAAUGAAUGAAUGAAAAGAUGCCAAACAGCCGCAGACUCUCAUCCUGGCCACGAUGCCAUUUGUGGAAUGAUUUCCAUCACUGUAAAUAUAUCAGGACAGUAUUUGCCAUCCCCGUUUCUACUGGUUCCUAAAAAGCCAUCAUCUCACUGGUUGUUGUGCCUGUUGCUUUGUAGAAUUGUAGCUGUGAUUUGUGUUUGCUUACCAGUGUAUGCAGCAACUUCCACUGGUGUCGGCAGCCACACGGGUGAGCUUCCUGAACAAACACGGCAUGUUUUCAUAUUAGUCUGUCAUUUUGUUCUCCAAUUUGGACAAAACUGCACCACAGGAUGGGAACAGAAGCUGGUUCAAGCCGGUGAUACUGAGCCGCAAAGAGGCUGCGAAGCGUUAAGAACGAGGCUCGUAUACGUGUAGAUAAAGACAUUCACAUGUUUUGUCCUUUAUAAAUGCGACAAAACUGUUACAAAUGAAAAUGCAAGUGGUCCAUUGACAAUAAUGACGGUUAAAAAACAAAUAUGAGCUUGUCACAGUUUUAAGUAGAAUUAAACCAGAUAAUUAAGUCAAUUUAAAUAUCUGAGGCCAAAAGAUGUUGCUGAAUAGUCAUAUUUUUGCAAAAAACAAACCUUGUAGACUAAAGUAAGAUUUUAAGAGAAUGUUAUGCGGUAUCUAACGUUACUGGUGUGCAAAUGUUAAGGGUUUUUAAGUGCUGUACAUGCAUGUACACUUGCUGUGUGACCAGGAAAACCAUAUUAAAAUGGAUUUAUUGUUUAGAAAAAUCAUCCGAGAUAACGUUUUCCUUUUUAAUACUCAGAUAUUUGGUAUUUCUGUUCUUUUCUAAAGGAUUCUUUGUAAAACUUAAUUUCUCUAUUUUGUACAGGACGUCAUUGUAAAGAUUGUACAUAGGUUGAUGGUCUGGCUGCGGCAACAAUCAUUGAGGAGGCGAUGGAUUAGUGUGUGUGUGUGGGGGGGCGGGGCAGCGGUGUAACUGACAGACAAGUAUAUUUCUUCAGAGUUGAGUCCAAUAUAUGGAUAAGGCAUGUUUCUGAAGGCUUUCAUCCAUCUAUCACUGUUUGUUGGUAUCAAUAAAAUCCAUGUUAUAUUUA
Molecule: messenger RNA, 9382 nt
Organism: Solea solea (common sole)
Lineage: Eukaryota; Metazoa; Chordata; Actinopteri; Pleuronectiformes; Soleidae
Gene: nav1b
Product: neuron navigator 1b
Exons: 32
Coding region: 268-5967 (1899 amino acids)
Biological process (GO): neurogenesis; nervous system development; microtubule bundle formation
Cellular component (GO): axon initial segment; microtubule cytoskeleton
Molecular function (GO): ATP hydrolysis activity
Source: RefSeq, a predicted model, not a curated record